This is a messenger RNA of Phodopus roborovskii (desert hamster), 2208 nucleotides long. RefSeq names its product solute carrier family 49 member 4 (gene Slc49a4). The transcript is spliced from 9 exons. Gene Ontology annotation, cellular component: intracellular membrane-bounded organelle; membrane. The record is from RefSeq and is a predicted model, not a curated record. NCBI's taxonomy places the organism in Eukaryota, Metazoa, Chordata, Mammalia, Rodentia, Cricetidae. Bases 210 to 1646 code for a protein of 478 amino acids.
UUCUCGCUGCUCUCCCUGGGCGUUCCUGCGCUCCCAGCGAGCAGGGUGGACCCUGCCUCGCCUCCUCCCCUCGGGCUCGGGCGGCGCAGGCGCAGCAGACGCGGCCGGGAGGCCGAGAACCAGAGCGGCUCCACCCGCCCAGUCAGCGCCCGGCUGGCUGGUCUGCGGCCACCGGGACGCGUCGGGCAGGGUCGGCGGGCGUCGUCAUCAUGGGCUCGGGCUGGAGCAGCGAGGAGGAGGAGCGGCAGCCGCUGCUGGGGCCGGGGCUCGGGCCUGCGCCGGGGACUGCGCGCAGGGGCCGGGAGGCAGCGGCCGUGCUGCCAGCGGCUGGCCCGGGCCCCGGGCGGGUGUACGGGCGCCGCUGGCUGGUGCUGCUGCUCUUCUCGCUGCUGGCGUUCGCACAGGGCCUGGUCUGGAACACCUGGGGCCCCAUCCAGAACUCGGCGCGUCAGGCCUAUGGCUUCUCCGGCUGGGACAUCGCGCUCCUGGUAUUGUGGGGCCCCAUCGGCUUCCUGCCCUGCUUCGCUUUCAUGUGGCUGCUGGACAAGAGAGGUUUGCGGGUGACCGUGCUUCUGACAUCCUUUCUUGUGGUUUUGGGGACUGGUCUAAGGUGCAUACCUGUAUCAGACUUAACCCUUAGGAGAAGAUUAAUCCAUGGUGGACAGAUAUUAAAUGGACUGGCAGGUCCAACUGUCAUGAAUGCUGCCCCGUUCCUCUCUACAACAUGGUUCUCUGCAGAUGAGCGAGCCACUGCCACAGCAAUUGCAUCAAUGUUGAGUUACCUUGGUGGAGCGUGUGCGUUCCUCGUCGGGCCCCUUGUUGUUCCAGCUCCCAAUGGGACAUCGCCCCUUCUCACCGCGGAGAGUAGCAGGGCUCAUAUCAAAGACCUCAUCGAGACUGUGUUAUAUGCAGAGUUUGGAGUUGUCUGUCUAAUAUUCUCUGCCACCCUUGCUUAUUUUCCACCACGGCCUCCUCUUCCUCCCAGUGUUGCUGCAGCCAGCCAGCGGUUGAGUUACCGGCGCAGCUUUUGUAGGUUACUAAGCAAUUUGCGAUUUUUGAUGAUUGCCUUAGCGUAUGCGAUACCACUUGGUGUGUUUGCUGGCUGGUCGGGAGUUCUGGACUUAAUUUUAACACCAGUACAUGUCAGCCAAGUAGAUGCUGGCUGGAUUGGAUUUUGGUCUAUCGUUGGAGGUUGUGUUGUUGGGAUAGCUAUAGCAAGGUUUGCAGAUUUUAUCCGGGGUAUGCUGAAACUAAUUCUUCUCCUCCUGUUUUCUGGGGCUACACUCUCCUCCACAUGGUUCACCCUGACCUGUCUAAACAGCAUCACCCACUUGCCUUUGACGACAGUGACACUGUACGCCUCCUGCAUCCUCCUGGGAGUGUUCUUGAACAGCAGCGUUCCUAUAUUUUUUGAGCUUUUUGUGGAAACUGUCUACCCCGUUCCAGAAGGAAUUACUUGUGGAGUUGUCACUUUUUUAAGUAAUAUGUUUAUGGGAGUGCUUCUAUUUUUUCUCACAUUUUAUCAUACAGAGUUGUCUUGGUUCAACUGGUGCCUUCCCGGGUCGUGUCUGCUCAGUCUUCUCCUCAUUCUGUGCUUCAGGGAAUCCUAUGACAGACUCUACCUUGAUGUGGUUGUCUCUGUUUAAUGCCACAGACUUGCGGGACUUCAAAGGGACUGCAUGUCGGUGCCACACAUCUGCUUGGAAUUGCACAUCUAAUGGGAGAAAAGGAGAAGAAACUUCUUUGAGAGGUUUUGUUAGGUUCCGGAGUCUCACAGUAAUUUAAUGACUACUAGGUAAUAAUAAUGCAGGACUUGAGUGUCAUGGGGAUUUGAAGACUCUGGACCGCAUACCACACUGGUGACUCUGGACCGCAUACCACACUGGUGGCACACACGUUCUGGACUAAAGAAGAGGUACAUGGGAUGCACUGCCCACACAAGUAACACCCCCCCCCGCCCCCCGUGCACCUUGUGCUAGUGCUGACCUACUGACAAGCUGACUUACGAGAAGGAACCUGGGCAUCGGUCCCGUGAAGAUGACUCCUCCCAGGCACGCGACAGAAGAAUAACAGAAAUGCCACUAACUUCUAAAGAUGUUUGAACCCUGUAUCAGAUUUUAAUUAAAAAAUAGCCGAGCUGUAUACCAGUGAUAGGACUUAGCCACAUGUACACUACGAGUUUUUCUAAUAAAGCCAUUUCUUAUAUGA